AUGCGUUCUGUUUUACGCUUACAAACACUUCCAUGGAAUCAUGUCCGACCAUCCAUCCGUAUAGCUUCCUUAAAGGCUGGUAUAGCCACAAGCGGCCACUUCAAGCUGCCGAACGCUCGCAACGAGGAGAAUCUGCAUUACGCAAAGUCUUCUCCAGAGAGAGCAAGGCUCGACGAAGCCUUGCGGACAUUGCGCUCCAAACUUCCUAUGCAUGUGCCGCUUCACGUCUCCGGAAUUUCAAGAACAACAAGCCAAUCUCUCACAUCAACUAUACCCUCGGAACAUGCUCGAGAAUUCGCAAAGUCUAGUGCCGCAAGUGUUGAAGACGUCCGGAAUGCAAUUGCGUCCGCGCUCGAGGCCAAGAAGUCGUGGCAAAAGACUCCGUUCGUGGAUCGUGCUGCAAUCUUCUUGAAGGCUGCAGAAUUGGUAGCUGGCAAAUACAGAUAUGAGUUGGUAGCGGCAACGAUGCUGGGUCAAGGCAAGAACGCAUGGCAGGCCGAGAUCGACGCUGCCGCCGAACUUGCAGACUUCUUCCGAUUCAAUGUUUCAUAUGCCGAGGAAGUAUACAACAAGCAGCCGACUUUGAACGCGCCUGGCAAUUUUGGACGGACAGACUGGCGGCCCCUAGAGGGAUUCGUGUAUGCAGUGUCGCCAUUCAACUUCACUGCUAUUGGUGGUAACCUUGUAUCCGGCCCAGCAAUCAUGGGCAACGUCGUACUGUGGAAGCCUUCACCCACAGGCGUCUAUGCAAGCUGGCUGGUAUAUCAGAUUCUUCUCGAAGCUGGUCUACCGCCUAACGUCAUCCAAUUUCUACCUGGUGAUGCAGAGCUCAUCACCAAAACUGUGUACGAACACAAGGAAUUUUCAGCUCUCAACUUCACUGGAUCCUCGGACGUGUUCCGAAGCUUGUACGGCAAAGCAGCAGAAGGCGUCGUCAACAAGAAGUAUCGCGACAUGCCUCGAAUGGUAGGAGAGACAUCUGGUAAGAACUUCCACCUGAUCCAUUCAUCAGCCGACAUAGGCAAUGCUGUCAAACACACUGUUCGAGCUGCCUUUGAGUACUCUGGCCAGAAGUGCUCUGCUUGUUCUCGAGUCUACAUUCCAGAAAGUAGAGCACAGGAGUUCCUCGAACAGAUUAAGAAAGAGAUGGAACCAAUUAAAGUGGGCCCGCCCGAAGACUAUGAAAACUUCUUGGGUCCAGUUAUUCACAGAGGAGCAUUUGACAAGAUUACCAAGAUUAUAGACAAGGCCAAUGGCGACAGCAGACUCCAAAAGGUCUUUGGCGGCUCUUAUGAUGGAAGCAAGGGUCAUUUCAUCCAGCCUUCGUUGUAUGCCGCAAACACGCUUGACCAUGAGCUAUUUGAUCAGGAGAUCUUCGGCCCAGUACUCGUGGCGUAUGUUUACCCUGACGAAGAGUUCGAGCGAGUCAUGGCCAAGAUCGAUACGCAAGGAGGUGGAUUUGCUCUGACCGGUGCAAUCUUCGCGAAUGAUCGGGAAGUUCUCCGUCAAGCAGAAGACACACUACGAUACUCGGCUGGCAACUUUUAUCUCAACUGCAAGACUACAGGAGCCGUGAUUGGCCAUCAAUCCUUCGGCGGAAGCAGAAGCAGUGGAACGAAUGACAAGGCUGGAAGUGCGAAAGUUCUGAUGCGCUUCACUUCCCCUAGAACCUUGAAGGAAGAGAUGAUUCCGCUACAGUCUGUACUUUAUCCUAGCAAUCUUGCUUGA
Molecule: messenger RNA, 1728 nt
Organism: Aureobasidium melanogenum CBS 110374
Lineage: Eukaryota; Fungi; Ascomycota; Dothideomycetes; Dothideales; Saccotheciaceae
Product: delta-1-pyrroline-5-carboxylate dehydrogenase 1
Exons: 2
Coding region: 1-1728 (575 amino acids)
Cellular component (GO): mitochondrial matrix
Molecular function (GO): L-glutamate gamma-semialdehyde dehydrogenase (NAD+) activity
Source: RefSeq, a predicted model, not a curated record